Molecule: messenger RNA, 222 nt
Organism: Mesorhabditis spiculigera
Lineage: Eukaryota; Metazoa; Nematoda; Chromadorea; Rhabditida; Rhabditidae
Source: the annotation of a GenBank genome assembly
AUGUCGUGGAUCGGCAUGGGCACCAUGAAGCCAUGGUGGGGGGUGGCCAUCCACUGCCCAUUGCUGCUUCCCUUCGAAGAUGAGCAUAAUGAGCCGCCGACACGCGACACAAAGCACCCCAAAUUGGUCAAGACCCCUGGUGGGGCCGCUGUCCUCGCCGGGGAGACGAUGGGCCCGAGAAAUGUGGCUAAAGGGAUUCGCAAGUCGGAAAUAACCGCCUGG